AUGGCUCAAGUGAGUAAGCCUGCGAUGAAGAAAACGUCAACAUCUGUUCCUUUGGGGAGGAAUAAGAAAGAAGAGGAAUUCUGUAAAUGCUUUAUUGGUGGCUUAAGCUCUGAAACCAUGGAAGAAAGUCUGAAGAACUACUACAAGCAACGGGGAAACCUUACAGACUGUGUGUUAAUAAGGCAUCCUGCCAGCCAAGAACCAGGAAGAUUUGGUUUUGUCACGUUUUCAUCCAUGGCUGAGGUGGAUGUUGCCAUGGCUGCCAGACCUCAUUCCAUUGAUGGGAAAACGGUUGCACCCAAACGUGCUGUCCCAAGAGAGGACUAUGGAAAGCUGGGGGCUCUUGUCACUGUGAAGAAGCUGUUUGUUGGUGGAAUUGAAGAAGAUACUGAGGAGCAUCAUCUUAGAGAUUACUUUGAGAAAUAUGGAAAAAUCGAUGCCAUUGAGAUAAUUACCGAUAGGGAGUCUGGAAAGAAAAGAGGCUUUGAAUUUGUUACUUUUAAUGACCAUGAUUCCAUGGAUAAGCUUGUGUUGCAGAAAGACCUGAUCAAUGGUCAUCAUGCAGAAGUAAGAAAGGCCUUGUCUCGACCUAAAAUGCAGGGAGUCCAAAGUUCUAGAGGUGGAAGAGGAGGCAACGUCAGUUUUGGAGACUCUCUUGGUGGUGGUGGAAAUGUUAGAGCAGGACCAGGACGAGGAAGGAAACUUGGAGGAGGAGCUGAUGGAUAUGGAAGAGGACAUACAUUUGAGGAUGGCUGUCAUGGGUGUGGAGGAGGAUCUGGAGGUGGCAAUUUGGGGGUUAGCCCUGGUUAUGGAGGAGGACAAGGAGGAUACAGUGGUAGAGGAUCUCGAUAUGACAACCUGGAUGGGGCCUCCAGAGGUGGUUUUGACAACUAUGGAAGAAGAAAUUAUGGAAGUCGUAAUUACAAUGAUUGGGACUUCCCUGGUGGUCCAGUGACACAGCUCCGAGCGUCCGUCCAGCCCCGGGCUCGCGCUCUUGCGGAGGAGAGAGAAGCCGUUCUGGGUCCGGCCGUCCUGCGGCAGGAGCCUGCUCCGUCCGGGUUGCCGGAGCCGGCAGAGCCCAGAGGGAAACCGACGGAAGGAGCGGCGCGUUUUUCUAGAGAGAGCGCGAGCGAAGAGGCAGAGCCGGAGCGCGCGGGGGAGCAUCGCUUCGAGCGCGGCGGAGACAUGAGGACCUACUGGCUGCACAGCGUCUGGGUGCUGGGCUUCUUCCUGUUCCUCUUCUCGCUGCAAGGUGAUGAUGUAAGGAUCAUUAACAUUGUUUUGAAACAGAUGAUACAAGAUAUGUUAGUUAAGCCGGGUAACCUAAGAAGAGUUAAGGCAUCCUGCAUAAGUUCUGAUUUUCUGCAAAGUGGGAACGUUGCCGUUGCCUUCAUCACCGCCGCCAUCGUUGUUGUCUUCAAUGUGCGUGCAUGUAGCGAGGCCCCUUUGUUGGAGAUUCGGGAGAAACAGUUCCUUUUCUCUAAGGCACUUGCAUUCGAAGGAAAUAUCUGA
Kogia breviceps (pygmy sperm whale) is the source of this 1512-nucleotide messenger RNA. RefSeq names its product heterogeneous nuclear ribonucleoproteins A2/B1-like. Gene Ontology annotation, cellular component: catalytic step 2 spliceosome. Gene Ontology annotation, biological process: mRNA splicing, via spliceosome; mRNA transport. The record is from RefSeq and is a predicted model, not a curated record. Gene Ontology annotation, molecular function: single-stranded telomeric DNA binding; mRNA 3'-UTR binding. Lineage: Eukaryota; Metazoa; Chordata; Mammalia; Artiodactyla; Physeteridae.